UCUGAUUGGUCCAGCUUCCAGCGCUUCCCUUCCUCGUCGGUGAGCCCAUUGAGUCGUCGGCUAAUGCUGAAGCUGCGGUCAGUGCCUUACCAACGCUGCUCACACCACAUGAUGGCAACACUUUCACAGACAAAGGAACUCUUCAGGAGAGCAGAAGCUGUCUGUUUCGAUGUGGACAGCACUGUUAUCAAAGAAGAAGGCAUAGACGAACUUGCCAAGUUUUGUGGUGUGGGGGAUGCAGUCACUGAAAUGACUCGCAAAGCUAUGGGUGGUUCCAUGACGUUUAAAACAGCCCUGACUGAGCGUCUUUCCAUCAUCCGAUGUUCCAGAGAACAAGUGAACAAACUGAUAACAGACCACCCACCUCAGCUGACUCCAGGUAUCAGGGAGCUUGUGGACCGUCUGCACCAGCGCAACAUCAAGGUGUUCCUCAUCUCAGGCGGCUUCCGCUGCAUUGUUGAACAUGUGGCCACUCAGCUAAACAUUCCUCUGCAUCACGUCUACGCCAACCGGCUCAAGUUCUACUUCAACGGAGAGUAUGCUGGUUUUGAUGAGAGUCAGCCCACAGCUGAGAGCGGUGGAAAAGGAAAGGUCAUCAGCAUGCUGAAGGAACAGCACGGCUUCAAGACCGUGGUGAUGAUUGGAGAUGGAGCCACUGAUCUCGAGGCCUGCCCUCCGGCUAGUGCUUUCAUUGGAUUUGGUGGGAAUGUCGUGAGGCCGCAGGUGAAGGAGAGGUCUUUGUGGUACGUGACAAGUUUCGGGGAGCUGCUAAAGGAGCUGGAGAAGAUUUAAAGAUGCUAAAAGAGUACUGUUACUAAUUUUAACCUUUUUAUAUUUGCACAUACGGGUGUGCCUUUUUCAUGGUUUUAUCCAGUGCACAAUUUUCCUUUUUAUCUCUCAAUAGAUUUUUAUAAUGAAUGAAAAUGUUUACACUAGUGAGACCAAUCUUACUUCAUGGCCAUGUUGCCCUAUUGAUUUUUAUACUAGAAAAUACUAAACAAAUAACCAAACACUGUCUAUGUGAAGGUUAAGAAGAUGAUUUUAGAUGUUUGCACUUUUUGCAUCAAAACCUUUUAGGUAAGCUAAUACAACUCCUGCAUAUUAUGGCAUGUGCAAUGAGCAAUAGAAAUGUUUUUAAUUAUGUACGGAUACUAAGAGCUGUACGCAGUCACAGUCAGUGAGCGUGGUGACUUCUUGUCCUGUAGAGAACAUCAGUAUUAAACAUAAAGAACAUGCUGUCAAA
Molecule: messenger RNA, 1243 nt
Organism: Dicentrarchus labrax (European seabass)
Lineage: Eukaryota; Metazoa; Chordata; Actinopteri; Moronidae
Gene: psph
Product: phosphoserine phosphatase
Exons: 6
Coding region: 64-792 (242 amino acids)
Biological process (GO): dephosphorylation; L-serine biosynthetic process
Cellular component (GO): cytoplasm
Molecular function (GO): magnesium ion binding; L-phosphoserine phosphatase activity
Source: RefSeq, a predicted model, not a curated record